GAUUCAGUUCGGCACCACGUGCCGUUAAAAGAUACGGGAAUCGGUACGAUCCGCUCACAGGAGCAGUAAAAAAUUUUAGUCCAACAUUGACAUAGACAGAGAAUUGGCAAAAAGAUACAGAAUCACACCAUUAUACCCACCGUAUUGGUCGGUCUGUUAGUGACGGUAAUUUGACCAGCCGAUUUCGAACCGGGGAACGAAUAUCGGAAAAUCAUUUUUCGAUAUCCCGGGACUUUUUUACGAGUUAUACUUGUUCCUCUUCAAUUUUCCUGCGUCGAAAUCGUCAGGGCGAUUUCACGAUAAUCGGGGGAAGUAGUUGCAAGAAAAGCUCAUACCGCAGCUUUAUCGGUGUGAUCGGUAACCGAGACAGUGCAGAAAUACGGGGAUACGAAACCGAUAAAAAAAAAAAAAAAUAUAAAUAAACUGAAGGUAGACAGAGAGAGAAAGUUUCGUAGUUCUUGAAGACCCUGAAAAGUUUGCUGUAGGAUCAGACGUCGUGAUGCAUUUGAAGUUAUUUUCCUGCUGGAGGAGAAACGCCGGUCCUCCCGGUACCGGGGGUGCAGUUCGAGAAGACGAUCGUCAAGUACCGUCAUCGGUCGAAGACGGUGUUACUCGUGACACCGUUGUGAAAAAGCAAUUUCAAGAAUUCGAUCUCCAAGAAUCCCCGAAUCUCGAAAGAACGAGACAAUGGCUGCAGUUCGCUGCCGCUGUCAGUGCCUGCUUGGGCGUAAUGGCGUGCGGUGGUCACCUUGGAUGGACGUCACCCGCCCUUCCACAUUUGACGGGACCAGAUUCCGAAUUCCCGGUGACCAAAGCGGAAGGCGCCUGGGUAGCGUCGCUCUACACCCUAGGAGGAAUUUUGGCCUCGUUCAUAAGCGGUUUUUGCGUCGAUCGACUGGGAAGGAAAUUUUCAUUGCUCGCGUUCGCACUACCGCAACUCGCGGGCUGGGGUCUUGUCAUUGCCGCAAAAAGCGUGGUGACCCUUUACAUCGCCAGAUUCGUAGCCGGCAUAGGUCACGGCGGUAUUUACAACGUGGCUGUCAUAUACCUAGGAGAAAUAGCGGACAAGAAUAUACGCGGAGCGCUCGGUACGUUUCUAAAAAUGUCUACGAACCUUGGAACGCUUUUUGUUACCGCUGUCGGUGCUUACUUGCCGUAUUGGCAGUUGAAUUUGGUGUCGAUGGUGGUUCCACUGACGUUCGUAGCGACCUUUGUCUUUAUGCCGGAAACGCCUUAUUUCUUCCUAAUCAAAGGAAGAGACGAGGAGGCCGAACAGUCUCUGAUGAAACUGAGGAGAGUCAAUAAACCCGAAAGCGUCAGGGAAGACAUAACUGCCAUGAAAGACGCGGUUAUCGAAGGUCAAAGAUCGUCGAGAAACGCGAUAUUCGAACUAGUCGGAACCAAGGGGAACAGAAGAGCCCUCGUCAUACUCCUGGGACUGAAAGCGACGCAACAAUUCUCCGGACACAUGGCGAUCGUCGCUUAUACCCAGGAAAUAUUCAGCCACAGCGGAUCGUCCCUCGCACCGAGUCAAGCGGUCAUCGUACUCGGUGGCGCCCAAUUGGUAGCCGGUUUCGUCGCCGCCGGUUUGGUGGAUCGCGCCGGAAGACGACCCCUGAUGCUGGUUUCGGGGAUAGCGGCCGCCCUCGCACUGGCGAUCGAGGGAUUGUUCUUUUAUCUCAAGUACGAAGCGGAGGUGGACGUUUCUUCGUUCACUUGGCUUCCGAUCGUCGCUCUGAUUGCCUACGAAGUGAUGGUCGCUCUCGGCAUAGGUACACUGCCCUACGUACUCCUGGGAGAAUUAUUCCCGACGAAUGUCAAGGGUCCAGCUGUGGCCUGCGGUAUAAUAGUGGGCUCGAUAUUCGCGUUCGCGGUCGGACUUGGAUAUCAGGCGAUAAAUUCAGUGGCUGGUAUUCACACUACUUUUUGGAUAUUCGCAAUUUGUUGCGCAUCAGGUACGAUAUUCGUUUUUUGGCUCACCCCAGAGACCAAGGGAAAAACCUUGGAGGAAAUACAAGCGGAAUUGAACCCUCCGGCAAAGGUUGUACCGGGUGCCUGAAUAACAAAUUUCCAAAUAACCACACGGAGAUGAUCUCGAAGGUUCUGGUAAACCCAUCCCUUCAAUCAUACAGGGGUGUAUCAGAACGAAAAUAAAGCUGCUGAACUGGUUAAAAGAUUUUACAUUUUAAAUAGUUCAGAGUUUACUACUAAUAGUCGGAGGAACCGAAGGAGCCGAGGGAAUUCGUUGAAUCAAAGAAAAUGAAAAACGUGAGGCCGAGGAGAC
Messenger RNA from Athalia rosae (coleseed sawfly), 2284 nucleotides. RefSeq names its product facilitated trehalose transporter Tret1-like. The coding region runs from base 500 to 2059 and encodes 519 amino acids. The transcript is spliced from 2 exons. Gene Ontology annotation, molecular function: sugar transmembrane transporter activity. Gene Ontology annotation, cellular component: membrane. NCBI's taxonomy places the organism in Eukaryota, Metazoa, Arthropoda, Insecta, Hymenoptera, Athaliidae. Gene Ontology annotation, biological process: carbohydrate transport; transmembrane transport. The record is from RefSeq and is a predicted model, not a curated record.